AUACUCUUUGACGAGACUACUGCUCGGUGAUUGGCUGUUUGACGCCUAUCCCACAAUCCACCACAAUUCUUCUUCCUUUUUCCUUUCGGCCAUUUUCCUCCCUCGUAGGGAAGUAGGCAGCCAUGGCCCCCAGCCGGAAUGGAAUGAUCCUGAACCCACACUUCCACAAAGACUGGCAGAAAAGAGUCCGCACUUGGUUCAACCAGCCAGCUAGGAAACUCCGCAGGCAAAAGACUCGCCAGGCUAAGGCCCGUCGCAUCGCUCCCCGUCCUGUCGCUGGGCCACUGAGGCCACAAGUCAGAUGCCCCACCAUCAGAUACCACACUAGGGUCCGUGCUGGACGUGGUUUCACCCUGGAGGAGCUCAAGGCUGCUGGCAUCCACAAAAAGACAGCCCGCACCAUCGGAAUCUCUGUAGAUCCCCGCCGCCGCAACAGGUCCACAGAAUCUCUUCAGGCCAACGUGCAGCGCCUCAAACAAAUGAAUGACAUUCAGGAGGCCACCUCCCCCGCCACCAGUCUAGGUGGUCCGGCGACCUGCGUCUCCAAAGUCGAGCUGCGGGUGUCUUGUAAAGCUCUACUAGACCGAGACACUCUGAAUAAAUCAGACCCUUGCGUGAUUCUCAUGGUACAGACCAACGGACAGUGGACAGAGUUGGACAGGACAGAAGUGAUCAAGAGCAACCUGCACCCUGUUUUCGCCAAGGUUUUUUCCUUGGAUUACUACUUUGAAGAGGUUCAGAAGUUACGAUUCGAAGUGUACGACAUCCACGGCACUCACAGCAUCGGCACGCGUGACGAUGACUUCUUGGGCGGUGUGGAGUGCACGCUCGGUCAGAUUGUGGCCCAAAAGAAGAUGGUGAAGCCUCUACUUCUCAAAUAUGGAAAAUAUGCUGGCAAAUCCACCAUCACGGUGCAUGCGGAGGAAAUUUCCGGCAACAAUGGCUAUGUGGAGCUAUCCUUCUGUGCCAAGAAGCUUGAUGAUAAGGACCUUUUCAGCAAGUCUGACCCUUUUUUGGAAAUAUAUCGUAUCAACGAUGACGAAACGGAGCAGCUUGUUCACAGAACUGAGGUUAUAAAGAACAACCUGAAUCCUGUUUGGGAGCCUUUCAAAGUGUCUCUCAUAUCCCUGUGCAGUUGUGAUGAAGAGAGGAAGCUUAAGUGCCUCGUGUGGGACUAUGACUCCAGGGGGAAGCACGACUUCAUUGGAGAGUUCUAUGCUACUUUCAGAGAAAUGCAGAAAAUCUCCAGUGGAAAUAAGGUGACGUGGGAUUGCGUGAAUCCCAAGUACAAACAGAAGAAAAGGAACUAUAAAAACUCAGGCGUUGUCAUCUUAAAUGAUGUCAAGCUCCACAGAGUUUACUCCUUCUUGGAUUAUAUCAUGGGCGGAUGCCAAAUUCACUUUACGGUGGCCAUUGACUUCACAGCUUCCAACGGAGACCCCAGGAACAGCUGCUCUUUGCACUACAUCAACCCCUACCAGCCGAACGAGUACCUGAAGGCUCUGAUAGCCGUGGGCGAGAUCUGCCAGGACUAUGACAGUGACAAAAGAUUUUCAGCCUUGGGGUUUGGCGCCAGAAUCCCUCCAAAUUACGAGGUAUCUCACGAUUUUGCCAUCAAUUUCAACCCUGAAGAUGAUGAAUGUGAAGAGAUCCAAGGAGUGGUUGAGGCAUACCAGAACUGCCUCCCUAAAAUCCAGCUGUAUGGCCCCACCAAUGUUUCUCCCAUCAUUAACCGGAUAGCCAAGCUGUCAGCUGGCGACGGCAACAUUAAAGACGCCUCUCGCUACCACAUCCUGCUCAUCCUCACUGAUGGCGUGGUGACAGAUAUGGCGGACACACGCGAAGCCAUCGUACGGGCCUCCUACCAGCCUCUCUCCAUUAUCAUUGUUGGGGUGGGCAACGCAGACUUUACAGACAUGCAGAUUUUGGAUGGAGAUGACGGUGUCCUGCGCUCACCAAAGGGCGAGCCGGUCCUUAGGGACAUCGUGCAAUUUGUGCCCUUCCGGGACUUCAAGACGGCUUCACCAGCAGCCUUGGCCAAAUGUGUCCUGGCAGAGGUGCCCAAGCAAGUUGUGGAGUACUACAGCCAUAAGGCCAUCCCACCUAUGUCUCCAGUGAGGGACUUGCCCACACCCAUCCUCAGCCCGGUUGCCACCAGUCCGACAGAGUAACUCCACCAAACAAGUCUUGAACUGAGAGAGCAGCAACUGUCCCUCAAAGUGAGAUGGUGAGGGAAUGCUCUCCUCCUGGGAUAAAAUGAGAAAAAGUCCUCUUGUUAAUCAUUGAUUCCACUCCUACAAAAGAUUUGAUCGACUUUUCACCUGGGACCGUGAGAUAUGUUUUUGUGCCCGGUGUGGAUUCAGCACCUGUCUCUGGCUUUGCGAUGGAACCAUCCCAGCUGAACCGGCAUCUGAAGGAUUAUAUUUCUUUGCCGUGGCUUUGUGCAUGCCAGUCAAUCUGUCAACCAUUAAUCUCAGACGGAGGACUGAUAUUCUUCGCCGGCUCUGAAUUACUUCCUCUUAUUCUUUUUUUUUUUUGGUAUCAUUUAUUUUCAUUUGUUCUAGCGUCAUCGCUUAAAAAGAUAUUUCCAAGACUAUAACACAAGCAAUCAGGCUGCGAUAAGUUCAUCACAGGUCGCCUUCAAUGAAAGCCGAUACAUUUUCCAUUGUGUGCUUGCAACAUUGGCCAUAAGUCAUCGCGUGCACUCGAAAGUGUUUGGCUACAUUUCAGGGCACAGUUUAUUGAUCAAACCUUCAUGAGGAUGACACGUUUAAAUUUCCCACUCAGUGUGGGUCUCAAAGGUCAAGCUCACACAGACAGUUGGUGGAUAAUCAUACCCUUAAUGUUUCUUCAUGGAUUAUCCAUCAUGGAACACUGAAAGUGUUUGUCCUCUGGAAUAUAUGAAAAAUGGUAGACAGCACCGGAAAUGUAAGUAAGAUGCUCCACCGUCAGACAACCGCAAGGCCGAACGGCAUCAUGUACAGUUUGAACUCGGUGGAAGAAAUUUUAUUAAAAUGAUUUCCCUUCAAGUAACUGACGCCUUGAAAGGAUGAUGAACUAAAAUAGCACCACUCUUAAUCGGUUAUUGAUAUAUGAGGUAUGUCCCAAGACUUUUGGCCAUUUAAGCACAGUGCUUUAUGAGCUUUUGCGGUCAGUGCGGCAUAGCUUGUACGUGUCUUAUAUGUGAUUUUCUAAAUAAUGACGAGGAUCAUCAUCAUCUAUGUCAGUGAAACUCCCUCUGAUUUAUUGCCUCCAAGAUGUGACAGUUCCAGUUUUUGUAACUUGCUGUCUAGUGGCUAAAAUAGAAGUCUUGUUUACAUUUC
This is a messenger RNA of Hippocampus zosterae (dwarf seahorse), 3323 nucleotides long. Its product is annotated as 60S ribosomal protein L13. Lineage: Eukaryota; Metazoa; Chordata; Actinopteri; Syngnathiformes; Syngnathidae. The coding region runs from base 123 to 2171 and encodes 682 amino acids. Gene Ontology annotation, biological process: cellular response to calcium ion; translation. The record is from RefSeq and is a predicted model, not a curated record. Gene Ontology annotation, molecular function: structural constituent of ribosome; RNA binding; calcium-dependent phospholipid binding. The transcript is spliced from 19 exons. Gene Ontology annotation, cellular component: ribosome; cytosolic large ribosomal subunit; plasma membrane.